AUGGCCGGCAAACAAAUUCUGUGCGCGUUUGGGGUUGACCUGGACGCCGUUGGCGGUUGGCUGGGUUCCUAUGGCGGGGAGGACUCACCUGACGAUAUUUCCCGCGGCGUGUUCGCCGGGGAAGUGGGAACGCCCCGGCUGCUGAAACUCUUUGAACGACUGGACAUCAAGACCAGCUGGUUUAUCCCUGGCCACUCCAUCGAGACCUUUCCGGAUGAAUGCCGGAUGAUUGUGGAGCAAGGGCAUGAGGUCGGAAUGCACGGCUACUCCCACGAGAAUCCCAUCGCCAUGUCGCCGGAGCAGGAGGAGGUAGUGUUGCUGCGCUGCAUCGACCUGAUUACCGAGCUUUCGGGGCAACGGCCACGGGGCUACGUCGCGCCAUGGUGGGAGUUCAGCCACGUUACCAACGAACUGCUGCUGAAGCACGGUAUCAAAUAUGACCACAGCCUGAUGCACCGCGAUUUUGAGUGCUACUAUGUCCGCGUGGGCGACCGAUGGACGAAGAUUGACUAUGCCAUGCCGGCAGACUACUGGAUGCACGCCCUGGAGCGUGGCGAGGAGACCGACCUGGUGGAGAUACCGGCCAACUGGUACCUGGACGACCUGCCGCCGAUGAUGUUCAUCAAGAAGUCGCCCAACAGCCACGGGUUCGUAAAUCCCAGGGACAUUGAAUCGAUGUGGCGGGACCAGUUCGAUUGGGUGUACCGGGAAUACGACGAGGCGGUGUUCCCCAUAACUAUUCAUCCGGACGUGAGCGGCCGGCCGCAGGUGCUGCUGAUGCUGGAGCGCAUCACGGAAUACAUCCGCUCUCACGACGGCGUGCGCUUUGCAACGUUUGAGGAGAUUGCGGACGAUUUUCUGGCCAAACACCCCAGGCAACGGCAGUAA
Messenger RNA from Geodia barretti, 888 nucleotides. The record is from the annotation of a GenBank genome assembly. Lineage: Eukaryota; Metazoa; Porifera; Demospongiae; Tetractinellida; Geodiidae.